AUGGAGCCUCGCUUUGGGGAGAUUCGGACGCGUACCGUGCUGGUAGGAAGCCACCUUGUGGCACAAAACGCACCAAAAGUCGGAGCAGAAAAAAUCCCAAGCAUCAGGCAAAACGCGACACCGAAUCACCUGGAGUAUCGAAAAGCAUUGGAAAUGUGUACUUAAGUACGUUUUAUGUCAUUUCUUUGCUGAUCUUGUAGAGAAGAGUAGAUCUGGAUCGUCGAUUUCGGCAACGAAAGCCGAUCACCGAAAAAAUUGCCAUCAUUCAGUAAAAAGCACAACAGGGCAGACCAAACUUCUUAUUCUAUUCGCGUAGAUUAAGAUUUAUAUUUCUAUUUGAGAAAAAAAUAUAAGCGAUCGGCACCUGAGUACACGCCCUUGAAAUUUACUAAAAUCGUGAUAAUUCUAAUUUCAGGUAUUUUCUCCAUGUACCAUUCAAGGCCGCGAGGAGGCGACUUCUACAGUGAUCUGGCGCACAGCACCGCCCCUGCACCAACAGUACCUACCACAACACUCAUCCUUUUCGCCCGCUAUAUGGCGAUGGGACGAGAAUGGCUAUUCCCUUAAUUAUCCGUCGGUAUUCGCCACGGAAAAAAUGAAACAACCCAAUUGUAAUUUUGAGACUAUUGUUUACGUUCGCACCAGAAGACCUGCACAGAGACGUUGAACUAAUGCGAACUGCUACCUGUAAAAAGGAUUUCAAAAUGUUAAUGCAAAGGUGUAGAAAUGGUAAUACAAGAGAUGCUAACUCUUGCUUGCACCAGGACAAGUACAAUGCUGCAAGUGGAAACAUUCGUGUUACAGCUUGUUCUCUUGACGUGGCGUCCGCCUUAUUCUUACCCUGCCUUUACACGUGCGCC
Molecule: messenger RNA, 860 nt
Organism: Amoebophrya sp. A120
Lineage: Eukaryota; Dinophyceae; Syndiniales; Amoebophryaceae
Source: the annotation of a GenBank genome assembly